CUUCGUUCUCCUGAGUCGGGACUCCCCCCCCAACGCCAGGCUGCGCUGAAGUUGCUUGUCUGUGCAUGGGUGGGAACUUGCCAGGUUAAAUUCGUUGCAGAUAUUUUCGCUUCUUUUGCGUUUUAUUUGUCUUUUUUCCCCUCUGCUACUUUUUUCGGAGGUGUUGUUGACGUUGAGAGAAGCCAUGGUUAUCAAGGUCUUUAUAGCAAGCCAGUCCGGUUCCACCGCGAUCAAGAAGAAACAACAGGAUGUUCUGGGUUUUCUAGAAGCCAACAAAAUUGAUUUUAAAGAACUGGAUAUAGCAGCAAAUGAAGAUAACAGAAAAUGGAUGCGGGAAAAUGUUCCAGGAGAAAAACGCCCACAAAAUGGCAUUCCCCUCCCUCCACAGAUUUUCAACGAUGAACUGUAUUGUGGGGACUUUGAAGCUUUCUUUAAUGCCAAGGAAGACAAUGGAGUUUAUGCAUUUCUUGGUCUGGAUCCUCCUCCUGGUUCAAAGGAAGCACAUCAAGCUGCAAUCAUCCAGAAUGGUGAAGUUCCAGAAAAUGAUCAAGCAGAUGGCAAUGAGCUGUCUAUAGCUGCAGAAGAUCAGCCUGAAGAAAAUAUUGAUAUGUUGCAUACUCCUUUUGAGCAGUCAACAGAUAUAAAUGAAAACAUUGGUGAGAAUGAAGCUGACAAACAUGAGGAGUCUGUUCAUCAAACAAUUGAACCAGAAGAGACUACAAAGGAAGAGAAGGAACCAGAAGUAGAGGAUGAAGAAGAGCAACCUGUUACUGAGGAGGAGGAUGAAGAACAACCAGUAACUGAGGAAGAGGAUGAAGUGGAUGAAUCUUAAAAAAACAAUUAUGCUUCUAUAUGAUUUCAUCUGUAAGGGGUUAAGGAAGCUGAAGCUCUUGCAAAAAAAUCAUAAGUGGAAGAACAUGAACAUUAUACCACCUGUGGUAACCUCAAUAGAAAAUUUGGCAUUGUCCAAGAAGUUCUGCAGUUCAAAAAUAGACAUGGAUUUCUACAAAGGAGUAGCCUUGGAACAUCUACUCUUUUUCUUAUAAAUAUUGAUCCACAUCAACCUUUUCCUUUUGUUUGUAGUUGAUUAGCUGAUUAUAUGCUUGAACAAAUGGACUUUGUAGAAGCAAAAUUCGGUUUUUGUAUGCUGAUCUAGGCACUCCCCACAACAUGGCAUGGUUAAAUGCCCCUUUAACAGCUGAAACUUUCCUCCCUGCCGAUUGAAGCUUACCUUCAGCAUAAGAACUGCCAAUGUUUGCGAAGUUUUGCCUCAUUGUCUCAAUUAUGCCAAGUUGCCUCUAUUUCCUUCUUUUUGCCAAUGUUCCUUUCACUGAAAACAGUUACUGUGAAUGUUGGAGAGUGUUAUUACUGGUAAAUGAUGCAAUGAAUUUUUGUAAAAAAAGACUCCUUGUUUUA
Stegostoma tigrinum is the source of this 1416-nucleotide messenger RNA. RefSeq names its product SH3 domain binding glutamate-rich protein (gene sh3bgr). NCBI's taxonomy places the organism in Eukaryota, Metazoa, Chordata, Chondrichthyes, Orectolobiformes, Stegostomatidae. The record is from RefSeq and is a predicted model, not a curated record. Gene Ontology annotation, cellular component: cytoplasm. The coding region runs from base 185 to 832 and encodes 215 amino acids. The transcript has 11 exons.